Naegleria fowleri is the source of this 2181-nucleotide messenger RNA. RefSeq lists its product as uncharacterized. The record is from RefSeq and is a predicted model, not a curated record. Lineage: Eukaryota; Heterolobosea; Eutetramitea; Acrasida; Naegleriidae. The transcript is spliced from 4 exons. The coding region runs from base 1 to 2181 and encodes 726 amino acids. Gene Ontology annotation, molecular function: ATP hydrolysis activity; ATPase-coupled transmembrane transporter activity; ATP binding. Gene Ontology annotation, biological process: transmembrane transport.
AUGGAUGACUAUGAAGAUGAAAUAAUAGAGGAAGAGGAUGAAUCCGAUAUUCAAGAAGGUGUUCAAUCCGAAGACCAAAUCGGAUUGAUGAGUAAAAUUAUUAAAUUGAGAAACAAACUCAAACGAUACUACAAGAAUGUAAAAAACAUUCCGAAUAUUAUUGGCUAUAUUUUAGAUGCACUCUCGAGUAGAGAAUCCUUUAUUAAAUUGUGUUAUGAAAUUUGGGAUCAUUUAAAGAAUACUCCAGUUGUUGUGUUUUAUGGAUACUUAUGGAAGACCAAGAAAAUGCAAUUCUUUAUGAAUUUAUUUGUUAGUUAUGGCUUACCGAUUUUAUUGGAGUCUCUACCGUGGUACUUUUCACGGAGAAAAAUUGGCAGAAGGCUAAGAACUCAGAAAAAUACAAUUACAAAUUCAAUGAUUGACAGAAAGGAGUUUAGUUGGGAGUCGGCACAUUCAUACAUUGCUCUCACCAUGUUAUACACAUUGUUGGAGAAUAUAGAACGUCACUUAACUUAUAAAGUGACAGUAAUGAAUCGAUUGUAUGUAAAGAGGCUUGUCUUAGAAAAGAUUCUAUAUAGUGAGAUUUGGGCAUUCACUGAAUUUCAAGGAAGGGAAUUGGAAUAUAGAAUAUCAACAGAAAUUCACAACACACUUCGAUUGUUCAGUUAUGUGGUUCCAAACAUUUUGUCUUCUCUCUAUGCCAUUGUGAGAGAAGGUUUCGAAUUAUAUGAAGGAAGGGCCAAGUUGGACUGGAUGCUUGUAAUACGACCUGUAAUUUCAAUUCUUCUGUGGAGAACCAUUGACUGGACCAAAACCCAGUUCAUGGGAAGAAAGAAAGUAAUUACCAAUUUACAAAGUAACCAAAGCGUCGCCAUGCUAUUCGAUCAAGUGACAGAGGGACUUUCAGAGAUUCAGCUCAACAAUAUUCAACAGAAAAAAUUGAAGGAAUACGAUCAAAUAGUGCAUACUGAAUUUGGACUUUGGGAAGAUGCUCGUCUUUUCUUCAACAAAGUUUACAGCUCUUUUACGAAUCGAGGUGUCUUUGACUUUCUCUCGGAAACAUUUGUUGCCUCAAUGAUUAUGAAGAAGAAAGAUUUGAAUUAUGAACAGUAUAGAAAGCUUCAAAUUGAUAUUGACCAUUUAGUUAAAUUGGUGAGAAGGACAGGAACAUACACAUUGCAGGCGUCUAGGAGUGUAGAAAGACAAACUAGAGUUGUCAAGUUAAUGAAACUUCCGAAUUUCCAAGAUGAAGAUAAUGAUGAAUCAUUAGUUAAGGUUUCUUCUUUUGAAAGUUUACGAUUACAGAAUAUUACUUUUUCAUACCAAAAGAAUGGAAAGAAACCAUAUGCUCUCAACUUUUCUGGAACAAUUGAGUUUCAAAAAAAUUCAAUAUAUGCCAUUAUUGGACAAAAUAGAAGUGGAAAAAGCACAUUGGUGAAUUUAAUAACCAAGUUAUAUCGUCCACAGGGAGGUGAAAUGACAUUCAAUGGUAUUCCAUACUCAAAGAUUAACAGAAAUUCAAUUCGAGAAAUUGUGUAUUAUGUUGCUCAAAAAGCAUAUGUUUUUCCAGGUACUAUUCGAGAAAAUAUUUGUGUUGGAAUUGAUUACACUCCAACAGAUAAGGAAAUUAUUAAGGCAGCUAAAUAUGCAGGAGUUUUUACAUUUGAUGAAGCGUCAAUUAAUCCCUUAUCAUCUUCCUCGACAGGUUCUCAAGAGCCUCUUCCAUCACUAAACAUCCCAAAUGAAAAGACAAUUGAAGAGCUAUUACUUGAGGGAACUCCAUCUGAGAAGAAAAAGCUCUCUAAGAAGAAGAUUAACAAAAUUUUAGACAUGAAAACACAAGCACGAGGUGCAAAUUUGAGUGGCGGCUUUGCUCAAUCUGUUGCACUCGCACGAAUAUAUUUGCAAAAGAAAGCAAAAAUUAUUAUCUUGGACGAGAGUACAAGCGCGAUGGAUCCCAUCAAGAAACGAGAUGUCAUAUUCCCUAAUUUAUUCAAACACGUUAGAAAAAACAAGCUAACAUUGCUCAUGAUUUCACACGACAUGACGUACUUGGAUCAAGUGGACAAGAUUGUACUCUUAUCCAAUGGACAGAUUGCUGGUCAAGGUUCUCACAAAGAACUCGUGGAUCAAAAUAAUGAAACUUAUCUCAAAAUGUUGGGAUUGUCUUCAAAACUGUAG